Penicillium angulare is the source of this 1026-nucleotide messenger RNA. RefSeq names its product SDR family oxidoreductase. The coding region runs from base 1 to 1026 and encodes 341 amino acids. Gene Ontology annotation, molecular function: oxidoreductase activity, acting on the CH-OH group of donors, NAD or NADP as acceptor. The record is from RefSeq and is a predicted model, not a curated record. NCBI's taxonomy places the organism in Eukaryota, Fungi, Ascomycota, Eurotiomycetes, Eurotiales, Aspergillaceae. The transcript is spliced from 3 exons.
AUGUCUGCCCAAGGAAUUUCCCGUGUCCUCGUCACCGGAUCAACCGGGUUUAUCGGCGCGCAUGUUGUCGAUAAUCUCCUAGCGCGGGGCUACUCAGUCCGCGGCUCAACCAGAUCAGCAAAGAAAGGCGAACAAAUGAAAGCUGCCCGACCGCAAUAUAAAUCCAAGCUGGAAUUCGUCGUCAUCGAAGACUUCACCAAGAUUGGAGUCUUUGACUCAGUGAUGGACGGAAUCGACGCCGUGAUUCAUGUCGCAAGUCCAUUUUUCUAUGAUACAACAAAUAACGAGCAAGAACUCAUCAUCCCCGCUAUCAACGGCGUCAAGUCCAUUCUCUCCGCCUCAGCUAAACCUGGAAGCAAAGUCCAGCGCAUGGUCUUAACGUCCUCCUUCGCUUCCGUUGUCGAUGUCAACAGUACCCCUCCUCCUGGCUUCACAUACACUGCCUCCGACUGGAACCCCUUGACAUACGAAGCGGCCGCUGACCCCAAGUCAACAUCGGUGGAGGCAUACCGUGGAUCGAAGAAGUACGCCGAGCUCGCAGCCUGGGACUUUAUCAAGGACGAAAAGCCACAAUUUGACCUUGUCACCCUUUGCCCACCCAUGGUCUUCGGUCCGGUCGUUCACCCUGUUCCCGAUAUCAAGUCGAUGAACGAGUCCAACUCUGUCUUGUGGAGUGUGGCUGAUGGCGUUGAUCCUCUUCCUGGUGUGCGGGUGCCAGCAUGGAUCGAUGCUAGAGAUCUUGCGGAGGUCCAUGUUCAGGCCCUUUUGAAGCCAGAGGCGGGUGGAAAGCGCUUUCUGGCUGCUUCUCCUGAGCCGUUCUCUUACGAAUAUGCUGCUGAUAUUAUGAAAGAAAAAUUUGAUUGGGCUAAAGAUUCUGUGUCAUCUAAUUAUGUCGCUGGACAGAACCCUAGUGCUUCUUAUGGUGUUGAUGGGCAGACGGCGGCCCGUGAACUAGGUGUCACUUAUCGCAGUUUUAAGGAUACGGUGGUGGAUUUUGUGAAACAAGUCAAAGAAACUAUUCUUUGA